Molecule: messenger RNA, 4142 nt
Organism: Drosophila innubila
Lineage: Eukaryota; Metazoa; Arthropoda; Insecta; Diptera; Drosophilidae
Product: unconventional myosin-VIIa
Exons: 5
Coding region: 419-3547 (1042 amino acids)
Biological process (GO): sensory organ development; vesicle transport along actin filament; actin filament organization
Cellular component (GO): myosin complex; vesicle; cytoplasm
Molecular function (GO): actin filament binding; microfilament motor activity; ATP binding
Source: RefSeq, a predicted model, not a curated record
AGUUCUUGGUCAAAGAGACUGAGGGAGAAAGAGCUGAGAGGCAUUCUUAACACCUGAUCGAAAUUCAACCAUAUGGCAAAAGAUGGCGCUAUGGAGUCGCGAUAAGGGCGAGCAUUCAAUAUUCAUUAUCAAUAUCAACAACGCCGCCGAAGAUAAGAAAUUAAAUGUCAGCUUCGGCUUCAGGCCAGAACUCCGUUCAUAAGUGAAAGAGACUCCGUGCCGAGCGGAACCCAACGGUCGUCAAAAAGAAACAACAAGAAAAAAAAACAGGAAAAUUUGAAGAAAAAAACCGGCUGUGAAAAUAAAACCCCAAUUGUUGGGCAAAUAUUUGUUUGACAAUAAAUUAGAGUCUACGGCGCGUGUGCUUCGGCUAAAACGCAAAACGGCAAAACCCAAUUAAAUAAGCAAUUUCAUAGACAUGUCCGAAUUUCUGCGGGAACAUGGUGAAUAUGUGUGGGUCAAGCCACAGAAUACAUCAUGUGAAUUUGCAGUUCCCUUUGGAGCACGCAUCGUGCGGACGGAGAAAACUCAAACCCUGGUCUGCGAUGAUGCCAACAAACAGUUUUGGGUGCCAGCUGGCGAUGUGCUCAAGGCUAUGCAUCUUACAUCUCACGAGGAUGUCGAAGACAUGAUAACAUUGGGGGAUCUGCAGGAAUAUACGAUUCUACGGAAUCUACAAACACGCUAUGCCAAGCAGUUGAUAUAUACAUAUACAGGCUCCAUGCUGGUGGCCAUUAAUCCCUACCAGAUACUGCCCAUCUACACACAUCGAGAGAUUCAACUGUAUCGCAACAAGAAACUCACAGAACUGCCCCCGCAUAUCUUUGCGAUCAGCGAUAAUGCCUUUCAGCGUCUGCAGCGGCACAAGGAGAAUCAAUGUGUUGUAAUCAGCGGCGAAUCGGGAGCUGGGAAGACAGAGAGCACCAAGUUGAUCCUGCAAUAUUUGGCUGCGAUCAGUGGAAAGCAUUCGUGGAUUGAGCAACAAAUCAUCGAAUCGAAUCCCAUAAUGGAAGCCUUUGGAAAUGCCAAAACUGUGAGGAAUGAUAACUCCUCAAGGUUUGGCAAAUAUAUUGAUAUACGCUUCACGCCAGAGGGUGCCAUACAGGGUGCUCGUGUACAGCAAUAUUUGCUGGAGAAAUCACGCAUUGUCUUCCAGAGUCGCGAUGAGCGAAAUUAUCAUAUUUUUUACUGCAUGUUGGCGGGUCUAAGUGCGGCGGAGCGAGCUCGCCUUCAACUGGAGGAUCAGUCUCCCAGUCAAUAUCAUUAUCUGGCACAAGGAGGAUGUUUUACACUGCCAGGAAAACAAGAUGCCAAGGACUUUGCCGACAUACGAGCUGCCAUGAAGGUGCUCUCCUUCAAACCAGAUGAAGUCUGGUGCAUACUCAGUCUUCUGGCUGCAAUUUUACAUCUGGGAAACUUACGCUUUAAGGCUACUGAGGUGGCAAAUCUAGAGACUGCCGAGGUGGACGAUAUUGUGAACUUGCAACGCGUGGCAGAGCUAUUGGGACUGGCAACAUCGCCACUAAAUGCGGCACUCACACAACGCACCAUCUUUGUGCAUGGCGAGCAUGUGGUGACCAGUUUGUCCAAGGAAUCUGCUUUAGAAGGACGCGAUGCCUUUGUGAAAUCCCUUUAUGAUGGCAUCUUUGUGCGCAUCGUGCGUCGCAUCAAUGACACCAUCGAUAAGAAGUCUGACGCACCAGUCAACAGCAUUGGAGUCCUGGACAUCUUUGGCUUCGAGAACUUUGACAAUAAUAGCUUCGAGCAGCUAUGCAUUAACUAUGCCAAUGAGAAUCUUCAGCAGUUUUUCGUCGCACACAUAUUCAAGAUGGAGCAGGCAGAGUAUCAGCUAGAGCACAUCAACUGGCAGCACAUUGAGUUCCAGGAUAAUCAGGACAUACUCGAUCUCAUUGGCAUGAAGCCGGUGAACAUUAUGUCUCUGAUCGAUGAGGAAUCCAAAUUUCCCAAGGGCACAGAUCACACGCUGCUGGAGAAGUUGCACGUACAACACGGCAAUCGUUCCAUUUAUGUCAAGGGAAAGACGACACAAACUUCGCUCUUUGGCAUACGACAUUAUGCUGGCGUUGUCAUGUAUAAUCCUUUGGGAUUCCUUGAAAAGAAUCGUGAUUCCUUUAGCAGCGAUCUACGGAAUUUGGUUCAACGCGCCAACAACAAGUAUUUGGUGGACAUCUUUCCACAUGAAAUGCCCAUGGAUACCGCCAAAAAGCAGCCGACUUUAAGCGUCAAGUUCCGCAAUUCUCUGGACAUGUUAAUACGCACCUUAUCACAGGCUCAUCCCUACUUCAUACGCUGCAUUAAGCCCAAUGAGUACAAGGAACCAAAUAACUUUGACAAGGAGCUGUGUGUCCGUCAAUUGCGCUACUCGGGCAUGAUGGAGACGGCGAGGAUUCGUCGAGCUGGCUAUCCCAUACGGCACGCCUAUCGCGCCUUUGUGGAGCGUUAUCGCCUGUUGGUGCCACGCACUGGACCCUUGGAUCAAUGUGAUUGUCGUUUGUUGGCGCGACAAAUCUGCGAGACGGCUUUGCCCGCGGACUCGGAUCGUCAGUUUGGACGCACGAAGCUGUUUUUGCGUGAUGAGGAUGAUGCACUGUUGGAAGCCGAGCGUUCACGUGUAAUGCUCAAAUACAUCGUGACCAUACAGAGGGGAAUUCGACGUGUUCUUUUCCGUCGUUAUUUGCUGAAAUAUCGUCAGGCGAUUAUUACCGUACAGCGUUAUUGGCGUGGACGUUAUCAUCGUCGUAGAUAUCAGACUAUGAAACGAGGCUUCCAUAGACUGGGCGCCUGCAUUGCAGCACAGCAGCUGACCACCAAGUUUACCAUGGUGCGCAGUCGUACAAUUAAAUUGCAGGCACUGUGUCGUGGUUAUUUGGCAAGAAAACGUUUUGCUUUGCAGUUGACAGCAAAGCGACAGAAGCACAAGGAGCUGAAACGUGUCCAGGAGCAGGAGCUGUUGCGUCUAAAGGCAGAGCAGGCAGAGAAGGAGCAGCUGCGUCUAAAAGCAGAACAGCAGCAGCAACUGCGUCUGAAGGCAGAGCAGGAGCAGCAAGCGCAGCAGCGACAGGCGGAGGAGCUGCGUCUUAAGGAACAGAUUGCGGCAAGAAAUGCCAUCGCCAUGAGCGCAGUGCAACAGCCCAAACGCACAAAAUCCAUUAAGAGAUCAGAGCAGCCAGUGCUGCCUGCACCCACGUUGCAAGCACGCAUGUCCUUGCCACCGCCGCCGCCAAUGUCCCCGAUUGCAAUUACACCAAUGGCAGGACGACCGAGCAGCAGUGCAGCUCGAACAAAUGGCAAUGCUGUGGAGACACCUGGCUAUGAGUCAUCCAAACAGAUUGUGGACGAUGUCUUUGGUUUCCUCAACGAUGAACCGGAUGUGAGUGGGCCACUGGGGCCGAAUGUAAAGGAGAAAUCCUUGCUGUUUGAGCGGGAGCUGCGCUUGCGCAAAGAUAUCCCAACGAAGCUGCUGUCCCGACCCGUCAAUUACUAUGAGGCAGCGCCUCGCAAGAUUGUCAAUCAGACGCGUCUCUAGCAGUUGCGUGUGCUGGGACAGCCCUGAACAAAUAGUCGAUAAGUAGCCUAGUACAGUCGAGCUUCUCUUUAACGUACAGAAGUUCAACUGUAGCUGAUAUUAUUUCCUUUCAAUCGCAACGCUUUUCAAAGAGAAAACUUCAAAAUGGGGAAAGGGACAUUAGUUGUGUCACCUGUACAAAAUGUUAUAUAAAUGUCGGCUUGUAUAUACAUAUAUAUAUAUAUAUAUAUAUCUUUAAAAAAAAAAACAAGUAGUUAUAGCUUUGUUCUUUGUGAUUGUGUAUAUUUUUUCUUACAGUUACCUACACAUAUUUGAUAAAUGUAUAUUUUCUAUGUAAUUUAAUUUAUUUUUUAAUAAUUUGUAAAUAAAACUAGCUUCGGUGAUAUCUAUGGAAUUUAGACACUAUACUUAUAUGCAAAUCCAUUUGUUUCAUUUUUCAUUACACGUCUGCGUUUCGUUCUGGUUUGUGGUAUUUAUUAAUGGAUCAAUCUGUCACAAAUGUUCUUUGUUCUUUUGUGUUUCAUCGUGCUUAUCAUAAGUAUAGUUACAAUUUAUAGAGUCACCAUAAGCAGGCGCUUUUUCUAUCAAUGUCAAA